Eimeria maxima is the source of this 3429-nucleotide messenger RNA. RefSeq names its product tuftelin interacting protein 11, putative. Gene Ontology annotation, biological process: spliceosomal complex disassembly. The coding region runs from base 1 to 3429 and encodes 1142 amino acids. The transcript is spliced from 3 exons. The record is from RefSeq and is a predicted model, not a curated record. Gene Ontology annotation, molecular function: nucleic acid binding. Gene Ontology annotation, cellular component: U2-type post-mRNA release spliceosomal complex. Lineage: Eukaryota; Apicomplexa; Conoidasida; Eucoccidiorida; Eimeriidae.
AUGGGUAAGAGCAGCAGACGUGCUCGAAGGAAGGAGCAGAUCUAUGGCUGCUUUGGCGGCAGCAGCAGCAGCGAUGAGGGUACUGGUGCUGGUGCUGCUGCUGUAGGACGCAACAGCAAGAGGCGUCGUCGCCGCAGCAGCAGCAACAGCAACAGCAGCAGCGAUGGAGACACAGGCCCUAUACAAUUUGUAAGAGGGGGUGUGUUGCAGCCAGAGGAUCCUAAUGAGGACAAGCAGAAGAAAAAGAGCAGCAGCAGCAGCAGCAGCAGCAGCAGCAAGAAAACAAGCAGCAGCAGCAGCAGCAAGCAGCGGGAUUCAGCCCCCCAGCCAUUUGCCUUUGAUAAGAGUCAGCUAAAGCUGUCUAUUAAGAAGCCUAGAUCAGAGGAGCAGCAGCAGCAGCAGCAGCAGCAGCAGCAGCAGCAGCAGCAAUUGAGCAGCAAAGAUGCACAUGUGCUGCAGCAGCUAGGUCUUGAUUAUUCAGAGAGUGAAGAUGAGACUAGCAGCAGCAGCAGCAAGCAGCAGCAGCAGCAGCAGCAGCAGCAGCAGCAAACAUCAUCAGCAUCAGGAGAUACAAUUGGUGGAUCAGGAGAAGACCAAUCUGACAGCAGCAGCAGGAGCAGCAGCAGGAGGAGCAGCAGGAGCAGCAACAGGAGCAGGAGUAGCAGCAGGAGUAGCAGCAGGAGCAGCAACAGCAGCAGGAGGAGUCGUGACAUAUCCCCUGAGUUUGUAUUUAAGCCACCAAAGCCCCCCAAGCAGCAGCAGCAGCAGCAGCAGCAGGAGCAGCAGCAGGAGCAGCAGCAGGGGAAUAAUAAGGAGAAGUAUAAUGAUGAAGGAAAUAAGAAGAAGCAACAGCAGCAAGAGGAGAGUUGGGGUGCAUGCAAACUGCAGCAAGUAUACGGCAAGGGCUUCCUGCUGCUGCAGCAAAUGGGGUUUACUGGUGGGGGUCUAGGCAGGGAGGGGAAGGGUUUAUUAACACCAAUUAGGGUUUAUAUAAGAAAAAAAAAUAAGGCACUACAGGAUACAAUUGGUGAGCAGCAGCAGCAGCAGCAGCAGCAGCAAAUAUUACAACAAUUAUUACCAAGAAGUGCUACUAUAUUCAAUGAUGAGGGUGCAGCAGGUAAGGAUAUAUUUCGUUGGCGUUCUGCUGCUGGUGCAGCAGCAGCAGCAGCAGCAGAGAGAGGAGAGGACGGAGGGGUAGAGAGAAUAGAGGGAAUAUCUAAGGAAUGGAGAAAAGGGAGAAGAAGAAGACAAAGAGUAGUAAAGACAGCAGCACAAAUAGCAGCAGAAGCAAGGAUGCUGCAGCAGCAGCAGCAGCAGCAACAGCAACAGCAGCAGCAGCAGCAGCAGCUUAGAGUUAUUGAUAUGACGGGACCACAAGUUCGCCUACUAGAGAAUGCAGCAGAAGUAGGGGAGGUGCUGCGGCAGCAGCAGCAGCAGCAAUUGCUGCAGGAGGAAGCAUUAAGACUUAAUGGCAGCAGCAGCAGCAGCAGCAGCAGCAGCAGCAGUAGCGAUAUACCGCUGCAUCUGCUGCAGCAAGCGCUGCGGCAGCAAAUUAGACGAGUAGAGAGAGAGCUGCAGCAAGUUGCUGCUAAUAAACAUCAGCAGGAGCAGCAGCUGCUGGAUGCAGCAGCACAAGAUGAGCAGCAGCAGCAGCAGCAGCAGCAGAAACAUCUUGAGGCAGAGAAUACACAGCAACUUGCUGCUGCAGUUAGGUCCAUGUACACCCGAAUCAAGCAGCGCAGCAGCACGCAGCAGCAGCAGCAGCAGCAGCAGCAAACUUCGGAUCGUUGGAGUGAUGAUGAGUCUCAAGAAUCUACAAACAGCAGCAGCAAGAACAGCAACAGCAGCAGCAGCAACGGCAGCAGCAGCAGCAACAGCAGCAGCAGCAGCAGCAGCAGCAGCAGCAGCAGCAAGGAGCCUGUAUAUGGGCACCUAACAGGUAAUAUAACACCAAGUAUAUUAUUAGAGGAAGUAAAGAGGUGGCUAUACACCUGGAGGGAAGCAUUCUUUGAGUUGCAUGCAGCUGCUGCUGCUGCUGCGCUGCUGCGGCUGCUGCUGCAGCGGCUAUGUAGGGCAUGGAGCCCAUUAGCAGCAGCAGCACCAAAUCUUGCUGCUGCUGUUGCUGAUUGGUUUAGUUUGUAUACAAAGUUGCAUCUAGAUGAGGAGGAUAUAUGGGUACAGAAGCUGCAGCAGCAGCAGCAGCAGCAGCAGCAGCAUUUGCUGCUGCUAGAUGAGAAGAAGCAGCAGCAGCAGAAGCUGCAGCAUCUAGUUGCUGGUAGGACUUAUGAUUUGCUGCAGCAGGGAGUAGAGGAGACAAUUGGUGCACAUAUAAGGAGGGAGCUACUUAAUACAUGGGAGCCUACUGCUGCUGCUGCUGCUGCUGCUGCUGCUGCACUACUAGAGAAUUGGCUACCUGCACUACCAGCUAAGGCAGGGCUGCAGCAACUGCAGCAACCUGCACUGCAGCAGCUGCGUCGUGCAUUAGAUUCAUGGAGCCCUGCAUCCAGCAGCAGCAGCAGCAGCAAGAGCAGCAACAGCAGCAACGGCAGCAGCAGCAACAAGGUGACACCGCUGCACCAAUGGUUGUUACCCUUUGUGUCCUUGCUGCCUCGUGGGUUAGUAGAGGUAGAGUUGCUGCUGCCGCUGCAGCAGAAGCUGCUGCAUGCAGUGUCUGUACACUGGACAGCAGCAGACAGGAGUUGUGUGUCUUUGCUGCUGCCUUGGCGUCGUGUAUUCAGCAGCAGCUUAUGGUUAGAUCUGCUGCAGCGGGGGAUAGUGCCGCAGCUGCUGCAGCGGCUGCAGCAGCUAGAGAUUAAGCCCCAACAGCCCUUAGUCCAACAGCAGCAGCAGCAGAAACAGCAGCAGCAGCAGCAGCAGCAGCAGCAGCAGCAGGAUAUAACUCCCUUUAUAGAUGUAUUAAUAUGGGAGUCUUUGCUGCCUGUAGAUCUAAUGGCACGUUUGCUGCAUAGCGGCUUCUUCCCUCAGCUGCUGCAGGUGCUGCGUCUAUGGCUUGCUGCUGCUGCACCUGCUGCAGCAGGAGCAGCAGGAGCACCAGGAGGUGCAGCAAAUGCAGCAGAAAUACGCUCCUGGCUAGCCUCAUGGAAGGCGCUGCUGCCACCCCCGCUGCUGCAGCACCCCCUAAUAGAGUCUAACCUUAAGGAGGCCCUUAAGUUAAUUGCUGCUGGUCCUGCUGCUGCUGCUGCACAACUGCAGCAGCAGCAGCAGCAGCAGCAGCAACAGCAACAAGAUAAGCAUCAUGGCAUAGCAUUUGGUUCAUCAGCAGCAGCAGCAGCAGCAGCAUGGGAGCAGCAGCAACAACAUGUACAUAUGUUAAUAGAUCCUCCUCCUGCUCCUUCUGCUGCUCCUCCUCCAACACCUGAGCAACAAGGAGAGCAACAAGAAGGACAGGUGUCAAGAGGGGUGAAUUAG